CAAUAUAACGUUAACUUUCAGGUUUUUAUUUUAUUAUGGCUUGGAAGUUGGUAAGAAUUGCACAAAAUUAUCUCCCAAACUUCAGACUCGUCCUUUACUCCUAUCCUGUUUUAUCUUCAUCAUGAAUGUUAUUGGCUCAUUUCUACCGAAACUGAAGAAUGACGCAGAUGUGACAGAACUGAAGUAUGACUUAUCGUGUGAACUCUAUAGGAUGUCUACAUAUUCCGCUUUUCCACCGAAUGUACCAGUAUCUGAAAGGAGUCUUGCUCGAGCUGGUUUCUAUUAUACUGGUCUGAAGGACAAAGUGAAAUGUUACAAUUGUGGCUUAAUGUUAGAUAACUGGAAAAAAGGUGACAGUGCUCUGGAGAAGCACAAACAACUCUAUCCUAGUUGCAGUUUUGUUCAGAGUCUAACUUCAGUGACUAACCUUGGAUCCUCGUUUCGUUCUGCCUUUUCACCUCCAGCUAUCUCUGGACUUACCUCUUCACAUUCUUCAAUGCAAGCAUUAAGUUUGGGUCAAGUUGGGUAUUACAAUGGAAGCUUUUCCAGUUUUCCUCAUAAUCCAGUCACAGCUGCAGCAGUAGAAGAUCUGUCACAUUUGAGACCAAAGGCUUUCAACCCUAUGAUGAGCACAGAGGAAAGCAGAUUACUCACUUUCAAGACAUGGCCCCUGGCAUUUUUGUCCCCAACUUCUUUAGCCAAAGCUGGGUUUUAUUAUGUAGGACCUUCAGACAAGGUGGCUUGUUUUGCCUGUGGUGGUCAGUUGAGUAAUUGGGAACCAAAGGACAAUGCUAUGUCAGAACAUCAAAGACAUUUUCCAAACUGUCCUUUUGUGGAACAAAACAGUUCAAAUUUGACUGGCUUUAAUUUGGGCAUGCAAAACUACAUAGGCCGUUUCAGAACCUUCAAAAAUUGGCCAGUUACAGUUCCGGUUCAUCCACAGCAACUGGCAGAUGCUGGCUUCUAUUACGUGGGUCGCAAUGAUGAUGUCAAAUGCUUCUGCUGUGACGGUGGACUCAGGUGUUGGGAGACUGGAGAUGAUCCAUGGGUGGAACAUGCUAAAUGGUUUCCAAGUUGUGAAUACCUGAUUUAUAGAAAAGGUCAAGAGUUUGUCCGCCAAGUUCAAGCAAGAUAUCCUCAUCUUCUUCAACAGUUGUUAUCCAGUGCAGAUACACCUGUAGAUGAAAAUACAGAAGCACCAAUUAUUCGUUUUGAAUGUGGUGAAAAUACUUCAGAAGAUGCCACCAUAAUGAAAACACCAAUGGUUGAAGCUGUUUUGGAGAUGGGAUUCAGUAGAAAACUGGUCAAGCAAAUGGUUCAGAGUAAAAUAUUAACAACAGGGGAGAAUUACAAAACAGUAAAUGAUCUGGUGUCUGACCUUAUUACUUCAGAAGAUGAGAAGAAGGAAGAGGAGAAGGAGGAUCCAUCAGAGAAAACAACAUCAGAUCUGGCCUUAAUCAGAAAGAAUCGAAUGGCAUUGUUUCAGCGCUUGACAUGUACGCUCCCUAUCCUGGAAAGUUUAUUAAGUUCCAAAGUAAUAAGUGACCAGGAACACCAAGUUAUUAAACAAAAAACCCAGACAUCUUUACAAGCUAGAGAACUGAUUGAUACCAUCUUGGUGAAAGGAAAUUCUGCAGCAGACAUAUUCAGAAAUUGUUUACAGGAAUGUGAUCUUGUAUUAUACAAGGAUUUGUUUGUGGAGAAGAAUAUGACAUACAUUCCAAUGGAAGAUGUUUCAGGCUUACCUAUGGAAGAACAACUGAGACGACUGCAAGAGGAGAGAACAUGCAAAGUCUGCAUGGACAAGGAAGUGUCCAUUGUCUUCAUCCCCUGUGGCCAUUUGGUAGUUUGCAAGGAAUGUGCCCCUUCCCUUAGGAAAUGCCCAAUAUGCAGAGGAACCAUCAAGGGUACAGUGCGGACAUUUCUUUCAUGAAGAAGAUAAACCAUGCUAUUUUUUUCCCCAAGGAAACAUUUUCAUGCUUUCUGAAUGACACUAAGAGCUAAUUCACAACAACUUGAUGCUUCAAGUAUCUGCAAAAUACAAUCUAAGCUGCAGCUCAAUAUGCUGAUGAAGGUCACAAAGUUGAUGCUUUUGAGGUCAAUUAUCUCUCAAGUGAUUAUAUUUGAGAAUUUUGAUAGGCUGGCCCUUUUAUAAAGGACAUAAUUUCAUAAUAGUUUGGAGUGACGUAAAGUGAAUGGGGAUUUAUGUAUUAAUGUUUGCUACUGUUAAGUAAAAGAAACUGUUGAUUUAUGAUGUGAAAAGUCUGGAAAGACUGGUGUAACUUGUUGGCUAGUUGAAAAUAUAUUUUAUUUACAAUAAAUAAAACUUUGAUGUGGUUGAAACAUGCAUUCUGGGUCUGUUGUACCUAUAUUCAUUGUAGAAUAAUUGAGUAACUACAGAGGUAUUAUGUACCAUAAUUCAUAAGCAUCUUGAAAUACAGUGUUAAAUAUCUUUGAAAUUAAGCAAUGUUGUCAAGUAUUUUGCAGAAUUUUUUUUUUAAUUUGAUUUGCAAACUUUUAUUAUGUUCAGUAGAUUUCAGGUUGUACUCGA
Molecule: messenger RNA, 2551 nt
Organism: Protobothrops mucrosquamatus (brown spotted pit viper)
Lineage: Eukaryota; Metazoa; Chordata; Lepidosauria; Squamata; Viperidae
Product: inhibitor of apoptosis protein
Exons: 8
Coding region: 122-1933 (603 amino acids)
Biological process (GO): regulation of cell cycle; positive regulation of protein ubiquitination; negative regulation of apoptotic process
Cellular component (GO): nucleus; cytoplasm
Molecular function (GO): ubiquitin protein ligase activity; cysteine-type endopeptidase inhibitor activity involved in apoptotic process
Source: RefSeq, a predicted model, not a curated record